AGUAUUUUAAGUAAAUUUGGGUGCUAAAACUUUUCUACUUAUACUUGAGGAACAUUUUGAAUGCAGGACUUUAACUGUAACAGAGUAUUCCUACACUCUGGUACUUCUACUUUUGUACGAAAUGAACCUCAAUAUUUUUAUGAUUAUCUUUAUCAAUGUUUUGGACCUUGUCUCUCGCUGCAUUCAACAUACCUUCCCUUCAGGGCUGCGGCACAUGCUAGGACGAAAACCAAGCGCACCUCUCUCACGCGGAUACAUGCAGGAACAGGAAAUGAGGAAACAGGACAAAUCUGACAGGAUUUACGGGAAAAGUUACAGAACAUUUUGUAAAAGAUGAGCCGGAUUUAUCAAAACACUUCGUUACAGAACAAACCCGUGCACAAUGAGACCUUUGAGCGCGUGUGGGCUCCGUCCUCCUAUGACAGUGGCCAGGGGGUUCUUCUAGAAGGAAAGCUGCUGGAUGUUUCCAGACAUGCGAUCAGGGAUUGCAACAAUCAAAAGGCCCGGUUCUAUGUGCUGUACAUCAAACCCAGCCGCAUCCACCAGAGGAAGUUUGAUGCCAGCGGGAAGGAGGUGGAGCCCAACUUCAGUGACAGCAAGAAGGUCAACACUGGCUUCCUCAUGUCCUCCUACAAAGUGGAAGCUAAAGGGGAGACGGACCGGCUCUCUGAGGUGCAGCUGUCAGCGAUGGUGAACAAGUCUGAGCUGCUGAAGAUAACGGACAAACACCGACCCAACGGGACCUUGGCCUUCUGGUACCCGGAGUCAGAGAUGGAGCAAACGGAGCUGGAGACAGGACAGGAAGUACGGCUGAAGACCAGAGGAAACAGUCCUUUCAUAUUCUCCUUAGCCGAAGUGGACGGUGGCACAGUGACCAAGUGUAACUUCGCUGGAGAUGAGAAGGCAGGAGCAUCGUGGACGGACAAGAUCAUGUCCAACAAAAUGGACGCAGCCAGCUCCCAGAAGCCCGGAGGAGAAGGAGAGGGAGCGGAGGAGGAUGAGUGGGAUGACUGAGGAGAGCCGGAUCUCUUGGCCCUGCUGCAGGCUGCCGGUCAAACUGCUUCAUCUUGGACCCAUUCCCAUCCCUCUGUCUGCAGAGUGGAUGACUUUUCACUUAACAUCACACACAUUUGGCCUUGGGGCUGGAAGCCUCGUGUCACUGGUGCUUUUUCAGCUGCACUGUUAGCUGUCAUGCACCCUGUGAUUACACAUCUCACUAGGUACUUUGGAAGUAGAUCUCCAUGUUUAUGAACUGGAACUUUUAAAUCUUUGUUGGCUAAUUCUUCUAUUGUAUCCUUUUUUGGUCCAAGUUUAAUCCAGAGUGCAUGACUUUCACUCCACUGGUGAAAGUCUGAAACUUCCAUUUGUCAUUAAAACGGUGGUUGCUAACAAGUGGCUAAAUGAGAAUACUAAACUUCAUGAUUCCAAGUCCGACUUUAGCUUGGUGGUAGCGAUGUGCAGCCAUGUGACCGUGAAGAAGUUCCUUUAUAGCAUUUCGUUAACUUUGUACUGCCGACUGCAUUUACGCUUAAGAAAUGACAGUGUCUUAAUGUGUGGAAACAAUCCUGCUGAACAAAACAUGAUAAGUAACACUUACGUGUGUUUGCCCCAAAAUGUAUUUUCAAUUGCCUACAAAAAUACGUCAGCCCUGCAGCACUCUUGACAGUCCAAUAUAUUUGCUUUACUUAAUCACUGUGUUGGUACCUCAGUACUGUCAUUUUAAGUCUUGUCUACGGAUUGGGACAUUUUACUUUAAGGUGUAUCUCUAAAGUAAAAUAUUUGUAGUUCUAUCUUCAGCGACUCGGUCAUUCUGUCCAUCUGUUUCUCUGUAUAUGUUUUUCUUGAUAGUGUUCCACUUUCACUUACUGUGUAAUGGCAUUCUGGGUAAAGCUCUCUCUUUGUUGCUCGCUAUAUUAACUGAUAAACCGCCAAACAUGUAUGAUUUCAUGCACAUAUACUCUAAAUGUUUUCACUGGAGAGACAUUUAAUAAACAGGCUAAAAAAGCUAUUCACACCUCAA
This is a messenger RNA of Eleginops maclovinus (Patagonian blennie), 2020 nucleotides long. RefSeq names its product actin related protein 2/3 complex inhibitor (gene arpin). The record is from RefSeq and is a predicted model, not a curated record. Bases 334 to 1014 code for a protein of 226 amino acids. Gene Ontology annotation, biological process: negative regulation of actin nucleation. Lineage: Eukaryota; Metazoa; Chordata; Actinopteri; Perciformes; Eleginopidae. The transcript has 6 exons.